AAAAGAACCCGACAGUUCAAGCGGACUGUUACUGACUUUUCUUAUUGAAGUUUUUGGACUUAAGGGGUGGGAUAAUUUCACGUGGACACCGUUCAUCCUUCACGAUAUGACACGUGACUGGUGCCAGCCACUGUUGAAUCUCGUGCUGACCUGGUCACCAUAGCAACAUGAAGGUUAAACAACCUAAGGCGAACAACCACAAGACGGAGGUGGUGACGUCACAGGAAGAGAUGGACAGAGAGAACGAAGGGGUCCCGAUGGAGAGAGGAUGGUCGUGGGUCAUCGCUAUAAUCUCCUUCCUGGACAUGUUCGUCGUGGUGGGCUACACGCGGUCACUGUCUGUGCUCUUCGUGGACAUCGUGCAGGCCUUCCAGGAGACCAACACGGUCAUCUCUCUCAUGUUCACCGUCCACUCGCUGGCCGGAAGUAUUUCAUCUGUGAUGAUCUCGAAUAUUGUCAUGAAGAGGUUUGACGUGCGGACCAUCACCGUCUUCUGUGCUAUGAUCAACGGUGUUGCUUCGAUUCUCGUGUCGUUUGCCCCAAACAUCGUCAUCUUCCUGCUGCUCUUCAUCGUCAAAGGCGUCGCGUUCGGCGGGCUCAUCCUCUGCCCCUUGUCUAUGAUCGGUUUCUACUUCAACAAGAGGAGGGCCAUGGCGUCGUCUCUAGGGAGCGCCGGAUUCUGUGUUGCUUACAUCGCAUUCCCACCCCUCACGGAGAUUCUCAGGUAA
Molecule: messenger RNA, 728 nt
Organism: Physella acuta
Lineage: Eukaryota; Metazoa; Mollusca; Gastropoda; Physidae
Product: monocarboxylate transporter 9-like
Biological process (GO): transmembrane transport
Molecular function (GO): monocarboxylic acid transmembrane transporter activity
Source: RefSeq, a predicted model, not a curated record